AUGGAGUCGUCGGAGGACGACUUGCUAAGCCAGUUGCCCAGCGACGUCCUAGUUUCAAUCCUGCAGAAGCUCCCCCUCCGUGACGCCGUCCGGGUCGGAGUCCUCUCCCGGCGAUGGCGGUGUCUUCCAGCUCAGCUGCCGAGGAUUGUCCUGGAUAUCACCAGCUUCUUGCCGGGCAAUGUGGAGUUCCUCGACCUUGACGACGGUAUCGACUAUGAUCUUGACAUCUAA
Miscanthus lutarioriparius is the source of this 231-nucleotide messenger RNA. Lineage: Eukaryota; Viridiplantae; Streptophyta; Magnoliopsida; Poales; Poaceae. The record is from the annotation of a GenBank genome assembly.